Didymodactylos carnosus is the source of this 1650-nucleotide messenger RNA. The record is from the annotation of a GenBank genome assembly. Lineage: Eukaryota; Metazoa; Rotifera; Eurotatoria; Philodinida; Philodinidae.
AUGACAACAGCACCAUUAUCUCUAGGAGGCGAAAGAAUCACUGGCGAAUCUGUUCGUACUCAAAAUGUUUUGGCAGCAAUGACAAUAGCAAAUAUCGUUCGAACAUCACUCGGUCCACUUGGUUUAGAUAAAAUGCUUGUUGACGACAUUGGGGAUGUAACAAUAACAAAUGAUGGUGCAACGAUAUUGAAAUUAUUAGAAGUUGAACAUCCCGCUGCUAAAGUAUUAGUUGAGUUAGCACAAUUACAAGAUCAAGAAGUGGGAGAUGGAACAACCAGUGUGGUUAUUAUUGCAGCCGAAUUAUUAAAAAAUGCUGAUCAGUUAGUUAAACAAAAAAUUCAUCCCACAUCUGUCAUCAGUGGUUUUAAACUUGCCUGCAAAUUAGCUGUGAAAUAUAUUCAAGACAACCUUGUGAUUAAUGUUGAUGAACUUGGCCGUGACUGUCUUUUGAAUGUGGCAAAAACAGCAAUGGCCAGUAAAGUUAUUGGGUCUGACAGCGACUUUUUUGCUAAUAUGUGCGUUGAAGCGGCUAUUCUGGUUAAAUUCAAUGAUACCAAGGGUGUUCCUGUUAUUCCCGUUAAAUCAAUCAAUAUUUUGAAAGCACAUGGCCGUUCGACACGUGAAAGUCUACUUAUUCAGGGUUAUGCAUUAAACUGUACAGUAGCUUCUCAAGCUAUGGUUAAACGUAUUACAAAUGCAAAAAUAGUAUGUUUGGAUUUUAGUUUACAAAAAGCUCGUAUGAAACUUGGUGUACAAAUUGUUGUGGAAGAUCCAGAAAAACUAGAAGCAAUUCGACGAAGAGAGAUCGAUAUAGCCAAAGAAUGUGUAGCUAAAUUAUUGAAUGCUGGAGCAAAUGUUAUAUUGACAACAGGUGGUAUUGAUGAUCUGUGUUUAAAACAAGUUAUUGAAGCUGGAGCAAUGGCCGUGAGAAGAUGUAAAAAACAAGAUUUAAAACGAAUUGUUAAAGCAACUGGAGCUCAAUUAUUAACAGCAUUAGCCAAUAUGGAAGGCGAUGACUCAGUAGAGGCAUCUGUUAUUGGAAAUGCCGAGGAAGUUGUUCAAGAACGAAUUUGUGAUGAUGAACUCAUUCUUAUUCGAGGACCAAAAGUUCGCACAGCUGCUUCUCUUAUCUUACGAGGUGCAAAUGAUUUUAUGUGUGACGAAAUUGAACGCUCUGUUCAUGAUGCAUUAUGUGUUGUUAAACGUGUUUUGGAAUCUAAACAAGUUGUGCCUGGUGGCGGAUGUUGUGAAACAGCAUUAUCAAUUUAUUUAGAAAAUUUUGCUACAACAGUAAGUUCUCGUGAACAGUUGGCUAUCGCUGAAUUUGCCACCGCUCUUCUAUCGAUACCAAAAUCAUUGGCUGUUAAUGCUGCUCAAGAUGCAACAGAAUUAGUGGCUAAAUUACGUUCAUAUCAUAAUGCAUCACAAACACAGAAAGAUAAAGAUCAAUUGAAAUGGUUUGGACUUGAUUUACACGCUGGAAAAGUUCGUAAUUGUAAAACAGCUGGUGUACUGGAACCAACUGUGUCAAAAAUAAAAAGUUUAAAAUAUGCUACUGAAGCAGCCAUAACAAUUUUGCGUAUUGAUGAUAUGAUCAAAUUGGACAAAGAAGAGAAAAAAGGUGGACGACACGGUGAUGAAUGUAUGUAA